Chilo suppressalis (striped riceborer) is the source of this 5247-nucleotide messenger RNA. NCBI's taxonomy places the organism in Eukaryota, Metazoa, Arthropoda, Insecta, Lepidoptera, Crambidae. The record is from the annotation of a GenBank genome assembly.
AUGCUAUUUGCUGAUGACACCUCUUUAGUAUUUAAACCUGGAAGAGGAAAUGAUUGUUAUGACGAAGUAAAUUGUGCUUUCUCUGAAGUUCUUCAUGGGUUUACGGUAAAUAAUUUAAAACUUAACUCCAAUAAAACAAAAUGUAUUAAAUUUACUCUACCUAAAGUGAGGCAGAGGAAGCUAAAAGAUCACUCUGAAGACGCAAAUAGAGUGGCUCGUCCCAUUGCCUCUGCGAAAAUAAGGAAGAUGGUGGAUCUACUACCGGGCAUGCCCUACACCAAGAAUUCCUGGCUUCUGCAAGAGAAAGAUACAACUCACCGCCCCUUCUCUUCCCGUGGGUGUCGUAAGAGGCGACUAAGGGAUAUCGGAGCUUUCAUCCGCUCUGCUGGUGGUAGGGUGCCUAACACCCGCCUGGUUUGUUACCACCGUGCGCAUGGUGAAAAACCCGUGAAGGCUAGGCAUCCUUGGAACCGAUGCCGGGAGGACUGCAUCGACCCGCCGGGCAGGGAGACCCGUAGAAACGGCUGUCCCACUGGCCGGACGUGGCACAGUACAGGGGCCCGAGCGUUCCUAACCAGUUCGCGAGGCUGCCCCAUCAUGUCACGCAUAAUCUCGGGGUGGACCGUCGUGCCGGUUGGUGACCGGGGCGUGGGGUCCCGGCAGCCACUCCCAGGGGGGCAAUCAUUCGAGGAAACAUGCCUCCCUAAUUUGCCCAGUCUUGUCGCGACAACGUCCACUCGUUUCACGUCUCGUCACGUCUUUUUCACGCUCCUAAAACAAAGUUUGGACGUACAGCGGUGCACACCCCCACGCCUUCAACGCUGUUUGAGGUCGAGUUCUGCAACAUACGCGGACUCCACUCUAACCUCAACGCUGUCCACCACCAUCAUUGAGACAGCACGGCCAGCAUUGUUGUUCCUGACGGAGACACAAAUACUUCCGCCUGCUGACACAGACUACCUUAAUUAUCCCGGCUACGUGCUUGAAGAGUCCUGCAAAGCGAAAGCCGGUGUAUGCCUGUAUGUUCGGGCGGAUGUUUGUUGUCACCGUCUCCGCUGCUUGGAAGAUCCCUCCUUCUCCAUGCUGGGGAGUUUACGUGUGCCUCUCAGAUCCCACACCGGCGAUGUUGAGACAACUCGACUUUUUGAGCACCUUAGUCGGGCAGCAGAUGACGCGCAGGAACAAUUUCCCAAUGCAGAAUUGGUGUUUUUGGUGGACUUUAAUGCUCACCACAAUUUGUGGUUAAGUUCUUCCAAAACUGACCAUGCAGGGAUCUCUGCUCACGCAUUCGCUCUCACGCAUGACUUAAGCAACUGGUUGAUCAGCCCACCAGGAUCCCAGAUAUUCCAAGCCAAGCCUCCGCGUCCAGCAGUGGUCAAGCGCCGUAUCUGGCAUUAUGGGUCGGCAGAUUGGGACGGUAUGCGUGACUACUUUGCGUCCGUCCCUUGGAAGCAGCGCUGCUUCAGUGACAGGGACCUAUCGGCCAGUGCCGUUGCCAUUACUGAGGAGAUCAUAAUGGGUAUGGAAUACUAUAUUCCUCAUUCGGAUCUCAUCAGUAAGGGCACACGUAACCUCUGGUUCAAUCGUGACUCGGCAUAUCGUGCUUGGAUCAGAUUCCGCGCUCUCAAGGAUCCCGAGGUCGAUUCACUCAAAGCAGCCUACAAUUUUGCUUCCAAGACCUGUAAGAAGGCUUACAUCAGAGCGGAUACCCAGCGCGUUGCACGUGUUGGCCAGGAACUUAUGACGCUUCCUACGAGCUCCCGUAGCUACUGGCGUCUGGCCAAGGCCGUGCAAAAAAACUUCUGCGAACCCUCGCUGCCACCUCUGAGAUGCCCAGACGUAACACUAGCCCAUAAGCCGCAGGAGAAAGCCGAUUUACUGGCAAAACACUUUGCGGCUAACUCCCGAAUCGAUGAUUGCAAUGCACUGCCACCUUCAUUACCUCACUGUGGCACAACGAUGCCUGAUAUUAAAAUCAGGCAGCGCGAGGCUUUUGACCACAUUUCCGAAUGGGGUACCAGGAACUUGGUUGAGUUCAAUGCCAAGAAAACUCAGGCUUGCGCUUUCACGGCUAAAACAUCGCCAUUCCUUCCCCUUCCCUCUCUUCCGGGCACAACACUACCGCUACAGAGCAACAUUUCCAUGCUCGGUAUGGAAGUUCGCUCAGACCUGAAUCCAAAGAACUACAUCGAAACCGUGAUCAAAACAGCUUCACGCAAACUCGGAGUCCUGAACAAGGUGCGGCGUUUUUUCACGCCCGAUCAACUCUGCUUGUUGUACAAAACGCAAGUGUGGUCCUGCGUGGAAUAUUGCUCGCACCUCUGGGAUGGCUCCGCCAAGUACUUGCUCGAUGCUUUGGAUAGGUUACAGCGGCGCGCGAUCCGCAUCAUAGGCGAUGAGGAGGUGACUAAACACCUUGAGCCUCUUCAAUUACGCCGUGACGUGGCGUCACUAAGCGCGUUCUAUCGUCUGUACCACGGCGAGUGUUCUGAGGAGUUAUUCUCUCUUAUCCCACCUUCUCCUUUCCUUCAGAGGACCACGCGCGCUUGCCUAUGUUGUCACCGUCUAACUGUGGCUACAAUUCCAACGCGUACAAAGAAAUUUUGUGACUCAUUUCUUUGUCGCACUAUCCAUAAAUGGAAUGCUCUGCCCGCUCACGUGUUCCCUCCCUCUUACAACCUGGGAUCCUUUAAAAGAGGCGUGAAGAAGCAACAUGCAGGCCGGCAGGAAACACAAAACCACCAAAAUUCUGUCUUCUGUAAGGAAGAAGCUACUGCCACAGAAGAGCGCUCCAAUUCGAGCAGGAAAUCCACUAUGAUCUACCUCUCUUACCUACGUAUACGUACGAGAUUUGUAUUCAGGACUUUAAGAGCAGAAGACAAAACGAAUUUCACGGGAGCUAUCGUACGUUCGCCAGUCAUUUCAAUCGAUGACCCCGCAUUAGGCAAAAAAACAGCAUUGCGCACUGGGUCUCCACCGGACAUAACUUUUUUUACCGGAUCUUCUGGUAUUAAGAUCGUGACAAGAGAAUAUGUCUUUCGAAAAGCGAGAGAAUAUUGUGAACCAGAUCUUGGAAAAAACUUAGAAUUAUUCGAGUUUGAAAUAAUUAAUGACUCUUCAUUUCCCAUUGAUCAAAAAGCAAAGUUUAGACAUACAUUUUCUUGUCUCAAGUCUGAAAUGAAGUCUAAAUGGCAGACAGCAAAGCGAACAGAAAGUGUGUUUUUGAAAAAAUACCAUGAUUGGUUACAAGGUACUCUUGAAAUACCGAAAAAUACAAUUCAUAGAGAAAAAUACCACGUGGGGCGGCCAAGCAAAGAGUUCAAAGAAUUAACGGACUGUAGUAAGCGUCGAAAGACAUCACAUUUAAGAAACAUAAAUGAAGCAGAAUCUUUAAUUUAUGCAGGUCAAAUGGCGCUUCGUGAGAAAGGAAACGUGGAUGGUGCUUAUGUGAUAAAAGAUAUUAUGGCAUCCCCAACACGUGGUCAUAAAUACCGUGAAGCGUUCAAAAAAAGCACUACACCUGAAUUAAAAAUUAAGCAACUAUCACCAACAGAGGCUUUGUCUAUGUUUGUGGAAGCUUCAUUGACAAGAAAGCAGUACGAAAUAAUUAGAACAAAUGCUAAAAAACUAUACCCGUGCUACUCGAUUUUACAGAAAGCAAAAAAAGAUUGCUAUCCAAAUGCCGAGUCUUAUUUAGUCACUGAAACCUGUGCAGAAAUUAAAUUACAAGCAUUGUUAAAUCACACUGUUCAGCGUUUUGUAUUAUACCUUGAAGAAGUGUUAAAAACUUUAACGGAAGAAGAGUUAGUGAACAUAGAGCUGACAUAUAAAUGGGGGUGUGAUGGCUCGCAGCAGGCCCAAUAUAAACAAAAAUUUGCUAAUAACAGUGACUCUGACGCAAAUAUUUUCCAGUCAUCGCUUGUGCCAUUACAGUUGAUAAGUAAGAGCAGUAAAAAAAUAAUUUGGAACAAUCCAUCACCUUCUUCUCCGCGUUACUGUCGACCAAUGCGGAUCAGAUUUAUACACGAGACUAAAGACGUAACAAACGAUGAGAUAAAUUACCACACAGAACAAAUUAAACAGUUAACGGGGACAAAGAUAACUUUCGGGUCUUACGAAAUAACAGUUACCCAUAACUUGCUAUUUACCAUGGUAGAUGGCAAAGUAUGCAACUCGGCAACAAACACAACCUCUGCAAUGAGAUGCUACAUUUGCAAAGCCACAUCUAAGGAUUUUAAUAAACUUGAAAAGUUUAUCGAAAGCGAAACAACAGAACUACAAAAUUUGGAGUUUGGCUUAUCUGUCCUACAUGCUCGCAUCAGAUUUUUUGAGACAUUACUACACAUUUCUUACAAACUACCUAUAAAGAAAUGGCAAGUGAGAACACAGGCCGAAAAAGCUAUAAUUAGAGUGAGAAAGACAAACAUCCAAGAAGCAUUCAAAAAUGAACUUGGCUUAAUAGUUGACGUACCUAAAGCCAAUUUCGGAAACACUAAUGACGGCAACACCAGUAGAAGAUUUUUUAAUAAUAUAGAAAUAUCAGCCAAUAUCACUGGUAUCGAUAAAACUUUAAUAGAAAGAUUUGCAAUCAUUUUAGAAGUGAUAUCAAGUGGAUAUAAAAUAAAUAUUGAAAAAUUUGACAGCUAUUGUCAAGACACUGCUAAGAUGUACGUAGAAUUAUACUCUUGGUAUCCUAUGACAACAACAGUGCAUAAAAUAUUAAUUCAUGGUCCUUCAGUUAUAAGACAUGCCAUACUACCAAUAGGGACCCUAUCUGAAGAAGCCGCAGAGGCUCGUAAUAAACAUUUUAGGAAAUUCAGGGAACAAUAUUCCAGAAAAUUUAGCAGAACUGAAUGCAACAUGGAUGUGUUAAAUAGAUUAUUAUUAACUUCGGACCCAUACUUGACCAGUAUUAGACCCAAAGUGUCUAAAAAAUCAAAACCUUUUAAACCAGAAAGUAGAGAAAUGUUAAUGCCCUUUGAAGUUGAUAAGGAUGAAGAUGAUUUAGAUGAAGAAGAGUAAUUAUUACUUUAGUAAGGGUUUUAAUUAAUAUUUGUAAAUUAUUUAUAAGAAAUAUAAAUGGUGACAAAACAUUGUUUACACUCAUUUCAAAUUCCUACUUGAAAAACUAGCUUAAAUUUUUUUUUUAAAUGUUCUUGAUUACAUGAUUAUGACAACAAAUAAAUUUUAGCCAAUAAAUAAUUUUGAUCGACUUUUUUGAUCAAAUACUCCUAUGUGCAUCGCAUC